Molecule: messenger RNA, 382 nt
Organism: Hippocampus comes (tiger tail seahorse)
Lineage: Eukaryota; Metazoa; Chordata; Actinopteri; Syngnathiformes; Syngnathidae
Product: calmodulin-like
Exons: 4
Coding region: 1-342 (113 amino acids)
Cellular component (GO): myosin II complex
Molecular function (GO): calcium ion binding
Source: RefSeq, a predicted model, not a curated record
AUGAGGUCGCUGGGUCAGAACCCCACAGAGGCCGAACUCCAGGAUAUGAUCAACGAGGUGGAUGCCGACGGCAACGGGACGAUCGACUUCCCCGAGUUCUUGACGAUGAUGGCCAGGAAGAUGAAAGACACCGACAGCGAGGAGGAGAUCAAGGAGGCGUUCAGGGUCUUUGACAAGGACGGCAACGGCUUCAUCAGCGCGGCGGAACUGCGUCAUGUGAUGACUAAUCUGGGCGAGAAGCUGACGGAUGAGGAAGUGGACGAGAUGAUCAGAGAAGCGGACUUGGACAGUGACGGACAGGUCAACUAUGAAGAGUUUGUCUCGAUGAUGACUUCCAAAUGAAGCAGAUGCGCAGAAACAAAGAAUCAGUCAAAUGUUUCAC